AUGCACCUUCACUGCGUUCUGAUGGUACUGGUAGCCAUUCUUGCUGCCAGCAAUGGCGCAGUGUCGGCUACUAUCGUCAAAGAAGACUCCGAGCACGUCAAGAUUAAUCGUGCUCACUCAAUUCAAACUCUUCAGACAGACACCAGACGUAAGCGAUUCUUACGCACUGAAGACAAAUUUAAUACUGACUACUACUACGACCCGGCCAAACGAGAUGACCAUCGAUCGGCGUUCAUUGAGAACAAACUUGAGAAAUCGCUGACAAACCCAAGAAAAACAACGAAGUUGUAUGAGCAAUGGUACAAGAGGGGAUACACGCUGAAAAGAGUGUCCAGUGGAUUGAACCAAGAUGAAAAUAGAGAGCUCCAAAGGGUUUACCAAGAGCUCGCCCAUGGGUAUGCGGCGUACAUCAAGAAAGAGAAGAGGGGGAAGCCUAGGAAAGACUAA
This is a messenger RNA of Phytophthora infestans T30-4, 447 nucleotides long. RefSeq names its product secreted RxLR effector peptide protein, putative. The transcript has a single exon. NCBI's taxonomy places the organism in Eukaryota, Oomycota, Peronosporomycetes, Peronosporales, Peronosporaceae. Bases 1 to 447 code for a protein of 148 amino acids. The record is from RefSeq and is a predicted model, not a curated record.